Triplophysa dalaica is the source of this 5736-nucleotide messenger RNA. RefSeq names its product ADAM metallopeptidase with thrombospondin type 1 motif, 3 (gene adamts3). The record is from RefSeq and is a predicted model, not a curated record. Gene Ontology annotation, biological process: proteolysis; extracellular matrix organization. Bases 244 to 3726 code for a protein of 1160 amino acids. The transcript is spliced from 22 exons. Gene Ontology annotation, molecular function: metalloendopeptidase activity. Lineage: Eukaryota; Metazoa; Chordata; Actinopteri; Cypriniformes; Nemacheilidae. Gene Ontology annotation, cellular component: extracellular matrix.
CAGCUCAACUGAACCACCACAGCUCUCUUCAAGGGGAUGUCUUUCAAAUAAGUUUACAAACCUGAGGCAUUGACCCAAGUUCUGCAACUUCCAUCUCCCUCAGUUCAUCUUGAUUGACUUUAAGUUUGUUAAAGAUCUCUUGCUUGAGGAUAAGUGGUGCUUUGUAGAGAAGAGAGGCGCGCAUUGCACCAUCCAAAAUUGGACUGUAGUUUCUCGUCUUAAAGUUGUAAACCCCGACUCGUGAUGGUUGUCCUGUCACUUAGGUUACUAAUGGUAGGAGUUGUAGUAAGUCUGACUUCAGCUGACCCGGCUGGUGAAAUAAUAGAUAAAGAAGACUUUUUGAAGAUCCGUUUGAAAGAGUAUGGCCUUGUUACCCCCAUCAGCACAGAUGCAGAGGGACACUACCUCUCACAUCUCCUCUCAGCCAAUCACAAGCAGCGGGUGAAGCGGGACACUUCGGAAUGGUCGGCGCAAGCUGUGGAGACGCUGUUCUUUAACAUCACUGUUUUUGGCAAGGAAUUCCACCUCCGACUACAUCCCAAUCACCAGUUAGUGGCUCCUGGAGCCGUGGUGGAAUGGCACGAUGAGAUGGAAGCUGAAAACGUGACUGAUAACAGCACCCACUCAGAGAAAAUACUUCGGAGAGAGUUACUGAAAACAGACUGCACUUUUAUUGGGGAGAUCACGGAUGUGCCUGGAGCUUCUGUUGCCAUUAACAACUGUGAUGGGCUGGCUGGUAUGAUUCGCACCGAUUCUGAUGAGUACUUCAUAGAGCCUUUGGAACGAGGAACCCAGGAACAUGAAGAAAGUGGAAGAGUACAUGUGGUGUACCGAAGGUCUGCAGUAUUGCAAGCCCAGUCAGAUAUCUCUUCGGAUCACCAGCCGAUUGAGCCUGGAUUCGAUGUGCCGUGGGUGCUUGACAACAUUGCUAAACAAGUCAACCAGACGGCCAGGAGACGGAGACACGCCGGCGAUGAUGACUACAACAUCGAGGUGCUCCUCGGAGUAGAUGAUUCUGUUGUCCGUUUUCAUGGGAAAGAGCAUGUUCAGAACUAUCUUCUUACCCUCAUGAACAUUGUGAAUGAGAUCUACCAUGAUGAGUCGUUAGGUGUGCACAUUAAUGUUGUUCUUGUGAGGAUGAUCAUGCUUGGAUAUGCCAAGUCUAUCAGUCUCAUUGAACGUGGCAACCCUUCACGAAGUCUGGAGAAUGUGUGCCGCUGGGCAUUCGGGCAGCAAAAGGACAAUCCUGAGCACUCGGAGCAUCAUGAUCACGCCAUCUUCCUAACUCGGCAAGGCUUUGGCCCCACUGGCAUGCAGGGAUAUGCUCCUGUCACUGGGAUGUGCCACCCGGUCCGCAGCUGCACCCUCAAUCAUGAAGAUGGCUUCUCUUCUGCCUUUGUAGUAGCCCAUGAGACAGGACAUGUGCUUGGAAUGGAACAUGAUGGUCAGGGAAACCGUUGUGGAGACGAGACAGCCAUGGGCAGUGUCAUGGCGCCUCUGGUGCAAGCAGCUUUCCAUCGCUACCAUUGGUCUAUGUGCAGUGGGCAAGAACUGAAGAGAUACAUUCAUUCAUAUGACUGCCUUCUGGAUGACCCAUUCAAACAUGACUGGCCCCAGCUUCCUGAACUUCCAGGCAUCAAUUACUCCAUGGAUGAGCAGUGCCGUUUUGAUUUUGGUGUGGGAUACAAAAUCUGUACAUCAUUUCGCACAUUUGAUCCAUGCAAGCAGCUGUGGUGUAGUCAUCCAGAUAACCCAUAUUUCUGCAAAACCAAAAAGGGACCUCCAUUGGAUGGAACUGAAUGUGCACCUGGCAAGUGGUGCUACAAAGGUCAUUGCAUGUGGAAGAAUGCCAACCAAGUGAAGCAAGAUGGGGUCUGGGGUGACUGGAGCAAGUUUGGCUCCUGUUCUCGUUCCUGUGGGACGGGUGUGCGCUUCAGAACCCGCCAGUGCAACAACCCUGUUCCAUCUAACGGAGGUCAGGAUUGUCCAGGGGUGAACUAUGAGUACCAGCUGUGCAACACAGAUGAUUGUCCCAAACACUUUGAGGACUUCAGAGCUCAGCAGUGUCAGCAUCGCAACUCUCACUUUGAAUACCAGAACACCAAACACCACUGGCUUCCCUAUGAGCACCCAGACGCCCACAAAAGGUGUCAUCUUUAUUGCAACUCUAAAGAAACAGGUGAUGUGGCUUACAUGAAGCAGUUGGUGCAUGAUGGGACAAAGUGCUCGUACAAAGACCCGUACAGCAUCUGUGUGCGUGGGGAGUGUGUGAAAGUAGGCUGUGACAGGGAAAUUGGUUCCAAUAAAGUGGAGGAUACAUGUGGAGUCUGUGGGGGUGACAACUCCCACUGCCGAACUCUGAAAGGAACAUUUACCCGAAUGCCCAAGAAAACUGAUUACCUAAAGAUGUUUCUCAUACCCCCUGGGGCUAGACAUGUGAUGAUCCAAGAGCAUGAGGCUUCUCCUCAAAUUCUUGCUAUCAAGAACCAGGCAACGGGACAUUAUAUUCUCAACGGCAAAGGAGAGGAGGCGAGGUCUCGGCGCUUCAUUGAUAUGGGAGUGGAGUGGGAUUACAUUAUGGAGGACAAUGUUGAGACGCUCCACACUGAUGGUCCGCUACACGAUGCAAUUGUUGUUCUGAUUAUACCCAAGGACAAUGAGACAAGAUCUUCGCUAAUGUACAAGUACAUCAUCCAUGAUGACUCUGUGGCCAUAAACAACAAUAAUGUAAUUCAGGAGGACACGUAUGAAUGGGCACUGAAGAGCUGGUCCCAAUGUUCAAAGCCCUGUGCUGGAGGAUUCCAGUACACCAAAUACGGGUGCCGCAAAAAAGGUGACAACAAAAUGGUGCAACGAGGCUACUGCGAUGUUAACAAGAGACCCAAACCUAUUCGCAGAAUGUGUAACCUACAGGAAUGCACUCAACCACAAUGGAUUGCAGAUGACUGGGAACAUUGUACUAAAACUUGCGGGAGUUUGGGAUACCAGAUCCGUACCGUCCGAUGUGUCCAGUUUCUCCAUGAAGGCACAAACCGCUCUAUUCACAGCAAGUACUGCAGUGGGGAAAAGCCUGAGAUCAGACAGCCAUGCAACAGAGCGCCGUGCCCAAGCCAGUGGAGGACCGGGCCCUGGUCGGAGUGCUCAGUGACCUGCGGAGAGGGUGUGGCCCGACGCCUGGUGACAUGCCGGAUUGGAGAUCAAUGCACCGGCGAGAAGCCAGAAUCACACAGAUCCUGCAGGCCAGGAUCUUGCCAUGAUGAGCCAUGUGGAGGAGACAAGUCCAUAUUCUGUCAGAUGGAGGUUCUGGCUCAGUAUUGCUCUAUACCAGGCUACAACAAGCUGUGCUGUGAAUCCUGCAGUAAGAGAAGUGGCACUUUUGCUCCUCUUGUCCAUGAAGCGGCCGAGAUGGAGGAGGGACUUCGCUUCGGUUCAGCCUCCCAGCUUUUGGAGACACUCACGGCCACAAUUAAUGGAACUGUGAAAGUCUCUCACCAGAACCUGCGGGGAUCCUCGUCACAAGGCCGGUUUAACAAGCCAACCCCCACACCUCCACCUCGGAAACCCAAUGCUGAGAACGGCAAGACCCAAAAGCGCCUCAAACCAGGCGUUAGAAAUCUGCCCGCAAUGUCGAUCCAUAGCCUAUGGAAUGAAAACGGUGCUAAAGACCAUAAAGAAAGCUUCCAAGAGAGUCAGUGGCCAACAGCAUUAUCUGAGGUAGAGAGAUGAAGAAUAACGUUUCUUAUUUUUUGGACUCUUUCUCCAUUUUGUCUUGUGUAGAUAUAGACCUUUAACAUUCAUUCUUCCUUCAGAACAAACUUGAUAUGUUGAAAAGUAAGAGAGAGUAAAGUGCUGGUUCACUUUGAAAUGUUCUCAGUUCCCCUGCUAACAAUGUUUGAAUUUAAAACAUGUUUAUCACACGCUGUUGUGAUGAGAAAUGUGCCAAAGUGUCUUCUCGACAGUUGUAUGGGGGUUCAGUGAGCUUACAUAAAGAGACUCCGGUGGUAGGCCUGCUUGUUAGAAAACGGUUGUAGCUACGUAUAUAAAACCUCAAAAUCCUAACGUCUUUAUUUUUAUCAGCUCCUUACUUGAAUUUGAUCGACCAAUAAAUAUUUAUGAACGUUCUUGUAAAUACUGUAUAUGGAAAAUGACAGUAUUAUUUUUUCACAAACAAGCUGAGGAUUUUGAAAAUAUGGAAGUCAGGAGCAUAAAUGGUGCUUUUUAUAGAACACAUUAAUUGUUAAUAUUAAUCAUGCAUACAUAUAAUAAUAUACAACCAGUCAUGAGUGAAGCACUGAAGAAUAUGUAUUUCAUGUGCCAGUCCCAGGAAACAAUCCAGCAGUAGACUAUACAUCAGCAAAAUAGCCAUCAAAAGUGUUUCAUUUAUUAAUCCAUCUCUCAGCAUCAAACACAAUUGUUCUUAAACAUAAAUUUCACUUUUUUCCCGAAACGUCUUCUUUUCUUUCCCAUACAGCGUUCAGGCAUCCCUUUGAUAUUCUUCUUUUUUUCUUGUGUCUUAUCGAACUCUCCUCUUACUUUGUUCCAAAUUGAGUUUCAACUUUGUGCCAGCAGUGGCUUUAUCAGUAAUGCAAGAGACCCAACAAGUGUAUUGUGAGAUGAAUCAAAUGUUUAAGGCAAGAUUUUGAAGGAGUAAAGCUGGACUUUCUUAAGAUCUAAAGAUAUAUCGUGAGACACACGUGAGAUAUCUCGCUUGUUGAAGGGAAAAAAAGCUAUUUAUUUUUUAUAAAAGAGGGUUAUAUCUCAACCACAAUGCAUCUGACUGCAAUACCAAGGGAAUCAGUUAAUCUAUCAGUGGAGUUUCAGCAGUCUAAAACCAUACACACGUUUGUCUGUGUAGUACUGUAUAGCUAUUGUAUAUACCAUUGAGAACUUUAGAGUAUUUAUUGAGAUUUCAAAAGUCAUGUUUAAUGUGCAAAUCUGUUAUUUCAGACCAAAAUAUUUUCAAACACCAAGUCAAUUUUAAAGCAUAGACUAGAGCUUCCGUUGAAUAGCAAAAGUAGCUCUUAAAUCAUAAUAAAAAAAAUUCUAGACCUAUGAAUAGCUUUUUUAAAUUUGCCUUUUUGUCGUUCUUUGAACUGAAUUUUAAAUACAAUAAUAACUCACAUGCUCAGAUUUUGAGAUGUUAUAAUAAGAGAAAUCUGUUUCACAGCAGUUUUAGUAUAGACAUAUUAGAACGAAAUCUCACACAAAGCUGUCAAAUACAGCGGUUCACCCCAAUCCUACACGAAACUGUGUUUUACAGUUAAUUUAUAGCUAAUAAUAAAAUGACAACAUGAUUGUGGGUUUUCUAGAAUAGCCAGUAUCUAGAUUCAGGUUGUAUCAAUAGUCUUUGUGAACAUCGUUCAGCAGAUGAGGUUCAUGAGCAACACGGAUUCAAGUUAUUGCUGUUAACAUUCAAUGCAAAAUCAAACUCAAUGUAAAACUUGUCAAUGAGAUAUUUGCUGCUAAUAUGAUCAACAAGCUUUCAGAGACCCAAAAGAAAACAAGUGCUAGUAGAUGGUACAUUGACAAUCCCUGAGCCACAAACAGAUACAAUAUCUAACAUAAUGUGUAUUUCUCCCACAAUUUAUAAUUUUUUCCGACUCAUAAAGUCAUGUUCAGUUGCUAACCGUCAUGUCUCUUUGUUUUAACUUGUACUUUUGUUAGUUUGUAAUGAAAGUGUACACUACUGAGGCUGUUUGUUGUAAUGGGGAGCACAUAGCAAUAAAGAAAGUAAUA